UCUGUUAGCAUGAUAGAUAACUAAAUGAUUGUAUAUAUUAAUGUAAUUAUAAAGUGAUAUAAAUUAGCAUGAUCAUAUACAUUUGUUGUAGAAUCAUAUGAAUAAAUAUUGUGAUAGAAUAGCUGAUUUGGAGGGAUAGCAAGGCAGAUUUAGAGGGAUUCAAUGGCAGAUUUGUAUAGAUAGAAUAGUUGAUCUUUAGGGAUAGGAAUGGCGGAUCUUUAGGGAUGUGUAAUCUUUAUUUUCUCUAUAUAAUGGAAAGACUCUCUCACUUUGAGAGGAUUCAGCUGAAAAUUGACAACAUCGUUGCAGGAAAUUGAAAUUGGAGAUGCCAGUUAGCGGAUGUUGUAACAUGUUUCUGGAGAAUUUGCAACUGCAUGAAUGUGAUUCUAUAGAUGAUAUAUCACCUGAGCUGGUCCCAAGAGCACGUUCUUUGAGGGUAGAGCAAUACUGCAACCCAAGGCUUUUGAUUCCUCCUGGGACGGAAGAACUUUGUAUUUCUUUAUGUGAAAAUCUUGAAAUACUUAUAGUGGCAUGUGGGACUCAGAUGACAUCAUUGGAUAUUUACAACUGCAAGAAGCUGAAGUCGCUGCCUGAGCAUAUGCAGGAACUCCUUCCAUUUCUUAAGGAACUGACGCUGGAUAAAUGUCCAGAAAUAGUGUCCUUUCCAGAAGGAGGAUUGCCCUUCAAUUUACAAGUCCUUUGGAUCAAUAAUUGCAAGAAACUGGUGAAUCGACGCAAUGAGUGGCGUUUACAGAGACUCCCCUCUCUCAGACGGUUAGGGAUCAGCCAUGAUGGCAGUGACGAAGAGGUUCUUACAGGGGAAAACUUUGAGUUGCCUUGUUCUAUUCGAUGUCUUUACAUAUCCAAUCUGAAAACAUUAAGCAGCCAACUUCUCAAAAGUCUCACCUCUCUUGAAUCUCUAUGUGUUAAUAAUUUACCUCAAAUGCAGUCACUGCUGGAAGAAGGGCUUCCCUUGUCUCUUUCUGAGCUUGAAUUAUAUUUCCAUCAUGAUCUCCAUUCGCUACCGACCGAAGGUCUUCGGCGCCUCAAGUGGCUUCAAAGUUUAGCAAUUUUUCGCUGUCCUAAUCUCCAAUCUCUUGCCAGAUUGGGGAUGCCCUCCUCACUCUCUGAGCUGGUCAUUAUUGAUUGCCCUAGCCUCCGAUCUCUUCCAGUAAAUGGGAUGCCCUCUUCCAUCUCUACACUAACUAUUUACAAAUUCCCAUUGCUCAAACCUCUCCUAGAAUUUGACAAGGGAGAAUACUGGCAAAAAAUUGCUCAUAUUUCCACCAUAAAUAUUGAUGGAGAAUUCCAGUAAUGGUACUCUAGAUAAAUAUAUCAAUGACUAGAAAAUGAGUUCUCGAGAGUUUCCAAUGGAUCGGAUGGCAUCAUAUCCCAGUGAUUGAAAACACAUUGUGGGAAGGCUUUCCCUGAAGUAGCAGCUGUCAAACUAUACAAGAAACCGAAUGACUCGAUAAAAGGAAGGUAUGCCUUGAUGUCCUAAAUAGGGGUUCCAAGCCUCUACAACUCCUCAAACAUGUGUCCAUGUUUCUCGUUCAGAACACUGUAGAUGCCACCAAGUAAUUCUCGAAGAGGUGAACAGGCUCUAACAAAUGAGGCUUGGCAGUGAGUUGAGAAGCAUAAAUAGCCUACUGGAAACCAGCAACGACAGAAUCCUUAAUUUCAUUCAGUGUGUAGCGUCUAUUGCACUGUGAUGCCGAGGAAUCAUCUUCAGAUCAGGAUGAUUUUGAUGUUCGAUGCAAAAAAGAAGGUGAAAGAAUAUUUCUAUUCGGGUGGGAACACUAUAAAUGAAGUCUGGUAUAGGUUUUCUUCCAACAUAUGAGAGGGGUAUUGCUUAAAAAUGCUAUUUCCUUUUUUCGACAUUUCAACAAAGUACAAGGUUCGAUUGAUCAGUUUCUCUGCUCCAUUUUGAGAUGAUUUGGCAAGAUAUGAUGUCAUUUCCUCAUCGAGAUUCUUUCAGUAAUAGCUGAAGUUUGCCACCAGAACCAGUGGUAGAGUUCCUUCCAUCUCUCGAAAGAAUGCUGCACUUCAAAAUUGUGUAAACAUGUCAACCGCGAGAUUUCCUUCCAGCUGUAUGUUUAAAAUGUGCUCCUCUGGCUCAAAGGAAAACUGCUUAAAACGUUUGGCUUGAAAUGCUGAACCUGCAUUUAGACCAGCAGUGUUACAAGGUCAAGUUGGUAUGUCCAGAUGGUAUCGACCACGAGUUUGGUAAUACUCCCAUCCUCUAUAUUGCUCUGUUGUGCGCGAGUUUGAAGCACCAGAUGGAAGUUUAUUUUGUAUACAUAUAUAAAAAGUGAUAUUAUUUCAAGUUAUGCCUGUGAUCUUAGAUAAGGUGAAGCAGCAAAUAUUGCUAUAUAUGUUGUCCUUAAAAAUUAGUUUAGUGUAAUUACGAAAGACAAAGUUGGACCUCUUUAUAAUGAUGGGCAUUUUUUGGCUGCUAUAAUGAAAUGAUUGUUA
Messenger RNA from Solanum tuberosum (potato), 2475 nucleotides. RefSeq names its product putative disease resistance protein At3g14460. The transcript has 6 exons. NCBI's taxonomy places the organism in Eukaryota, Viridiplantae, Streptophyta, Magnoliopsida, Solanales, Solanaceae. Bases 326 to 1315 code for a protein of 329 amino acids. The record is from RefSeq and is a predicted model, not a curated record.